CACAUUUCUAGAGCUCAUUGAGAAAUGUCGACCGCUUCGAUCCACAGUUGCUCCAUAGCCUCUCUCUCUCCAUCUCAGUCUUCUCUCAAGAGAGCUUCUUUCACUCCUUUAGUUGUUGCCAAGCUCAAUUCUUCAGCUCCUUCCCCUCCUGCUCUCAUCCGAAACGAGCCCGUCUUUGCUGCACCUGCACCCAUUAUCACCCCCACUUGGAGAGAAGAAAUGGGAAAGGAUUCGUACGAGGAAGCCAUUGAAGGACUGAAGAAACUCCUCAGUGAGAAAGGUGAGCUUGAAAGUGUUGCUGCUGCAAAGAUUGAGCAGAUAACAGCGGAGUUGCAAACUGCUGCCGGUGCCGAUACCAAACAAUAUAACCCAGUCGAGAGGAUGAAAACUGGUUUCAUUCAUUUUAAGAGAGAAAAAUAUGAAAAGAAACCGGGUUUGUUCACUGAACUCUCCAAAGGCCAGAGCCCCAAGUUUAUGGUGUUUGCGUGCUCGGACUCCCGGGUUUGUCCCUCCCACAUAUUGGAUUUCCAGCCGGGGGAGGCUUUUGUGGUCCGAAACGUUGCUAACAUGGUCCCUGCAUAUGAUCAGCUUAGAUACUCUGGAAUAGGGGCUGCAGUUGAAUAUGCUGUUCUCCAUCUCAAGGUGGAGUACAUUGUGGUAAUUGGGCACAGCUGUUGUGGUGGGAUAAAGGGGCUCAUGUCAAUCCCAGAUGACGGAUCCACCGCGACUGAAUUCAUAGAAGACUGGGUCAAAAUCUGUUUACCUGCCAAGGCUAAGGUGAGAUCUGAGCAUGGUGAUGCACCUUUGGGAGAUCAAUGUGGAUACUGUGAAAAGGAAGCAGUGAAUGUAUCACUUGGAAACCUACUGUCCUAUCCAUUUGUGAGACAGGGCUUGGUGAACAAAACCCUAGGACUGAAAGGCGGUUACUACGACUUUGUUAAAGGAUCUUUCGAGCUCUGGGGGCUUGAAUUCGGCCUUUCUCCAUCUCUCUCCGUAAAAGAUGUCGCUACGAUUCUGCAUUGGAAGCUGUAGGAACAUGCUUAGAGGUUAUCCCUGCAAAGAUGAGGCUCUCUGCAUUAUAUAUAUAUAUAUAUAUCAUCUGAUAACAUGAACUGGAUUGUGUAGAUAUAUAAGUUCUUUUGAGUGGAGUUUCGGGUUAUCCUUGAAGUGCAUUUUCAUUUUUUGGGGCCAA
Cornus florida is the source of this 1192-nucleotide messenger RNA. Its product is annotated as carbonic anhydrase, chloroplastic-like. The record is from RefSeq and is a predicted model, not a curated record. Lineage: Eukaryota; Viridiplantae; Streptophyta; Magnoliopsida; Cornales; Cornaceae. The transcript has 10 exons. Bases 25 to 1032 code for a protein of 335 amino acids. Gene Ontology annotation, biological process: carbon utilization. Gene Ontology annotation, molecular function: carbonate dehydratase activity; zinc ion binding.